AUGGCGAAUGGCCACGGGCAUGCUCCAGCUGCGCGGAGCGGGGUGACUCCGCAGGGGUGCUGCCUAGCAGUGCUGCUGACUGGCAGCUUGGGGCAGGCCUUCACCUCCAGUUCGGUCUCCACCGACCGCUUUCCGGACCGGGCACGGUCCGUUCGAGCGCGGCACCCAGCCGUCCUCGCGGGGUCCGCAGCUGCGCCCAGCUCCUCGCUAGCGGCGACUUGGACUCUGCGACCAGAGGCAUUGGCAGGCCUCGCACUGUCACUGGGCGCCGCUCGCGGCGCCCGCGGAGCUCGCGGAGCGCGCGCCCGCGUGGCGCUGUGCCGAGCGCUGCCCUAUGGCAUCGCAGUGCUGGGCACCGGGUCGACGGCACCGGAGACCGUGGUCUCCAACGACGACCUCUCCGAGGUCAUGGAGACCACGGACGAGUGGAUCACCCAACGGACCGGCAUCCGGCGGCGGCACGUGCUCCAACCGGAGGAGAGCUUGGUGUCCUUGUCGGUGAAAGCGGCCAAGAAAGCCUUAAAGGACGCCCAGCUCGCGCCCGAAGAUGUUGAUCUUUUGAUCCAUGCGACCUCCACUCCGGACGAUUUGUUCGGGAGUGGGCCACAGGUCGCCUCGCUGCUGGGCGCUGAGAGGGCGACGGCCUUUGACCUCACCGCAGCCUGCUCGGGCUUCGUGUUUGCUCUGGUGACCGCGGCGCAGUACGUGCGCUCCGGCGCCUUCAAGAACGUCUUAGUCGUUGGCGCCGACUGCCUGAGUCGCUUCGUGGAUUGGUCGGACCGGAGCACGUGCGUCCUCUUCGGCGACGGCGCGGGCGCCAUGGUCAUCACUCAGACCGAGGCUUCGAAGGACGCUCUCCUUGGCUUCGAAAUGGGCAGCGAUGGCCACGGAGCUUGCCAUUUGGGUGUUUGUGCCGAGAAUGAGCAGUCUGUCUCUGUGGGUGGUGGCAAGGUGGCCAGUUCCACGAAGUUCACGCCCUUGGGCAUGAAUGGCAAAGAGGUCUUUCGCUUCGCCACCAGCCGAGUGCCCAAGACACUCUCCAAGCUCUUGGAGCGAUCUGGUGUCGCUCCAGAAGAGGUGGAUUGGCUUUUGCUUCACCAGGCCAACCGGCGCAUCAUGGAUUCCGCAGCGAAGCGCUUGGGCGUCCCACAGGAGAAGAUCAUUUGCAACCUCGAUGAGUACGGCAACACCUCGGCUGCCUCCAUCCCCUUAGCUCUCGAUGAGGCGAUCCGCGAGGGCCGCGUGAAGAAGGGUGACCUCUUAGCUUGCUGCGGCUUCGGUGCUGGACUCACCUGGGGAGGCAGACGGCUUCUCACGGCGGGCCGACGGAAGCCGACGGUGUGCUUGGAAUGGGGCUGA
Messenger RNA from Durusdinium trenchii, 1359 nucleotides. Lineage: Eukaryota; Dinophyceae; Suessiales; Symbiodiniaceae. The record is from the annotation of a GenBank genome assembly.